AUGCAGGCGGGAGAUUAUCACCGCGAAAAUGGAUUGCAUUUACGUGAAAACGGUCUUCACCUUCGCGAAAAUGGACUCCUUCGGGAAGACGAUCAUCUCCGGGAUAGUAGUAGUAUCGAACACAGUUUAAAGCUCAGGCUUUCAAACGGCCAUAGUAGUUACGAUGUUGCCAAAUUAACAUCUAACAGACACCCCAUUCCGAACGGAUACAAACACGAGUUCAUAGGGAAUUCUGAUGAUGUCAAGCAAUUUGAAACUUCCAAUCCGCCAUCUCCUGCUGUGGACCCCCAAAAUCCCUAUUUUUAG
Molecule: messenger RNA, 306 nt
Organism: Pediculus humanus corporis (human body louse)
Lineage: Eukaryota; Metazoa; Arthropoda; Insecta; Psocodea; Pediculidae
Exons: 2
Coding region: 1-306 (101 amino acids)
Source: RefSeq, a predicted model, not a curated record